AUGUGUGCUGUAUUUGCUGCAGAGAGAGCAGGGAAAGACUACGUUAUUUUUACAUUUGAUAGAAGUAAUCUUAUUUGUCGAAUCCACAGAGAAGACCUAUUUAACGAUUGUAGCUUUAAAAACUGUUCCAGCUGUAGAUCAUACAUGUACAAACCGGACACGUUCCAAAUCAGUACCACUUCUGUGCUCCAAAUCAGCACCUCUGUAACAACUGUGACAUGCACCGGUCAGCAUGGCGUUAUGUAUCCACACCCUGAUGACUGUACAAAGUAUAUAGAAUGUGUACAUAGCCUGGUCUAUACACGUGACUGUCCCGGAGGUCUUCACUUCAAUGACAACCUCAAUGUUUGUGAUUAUCCAGCUGCUGCAGGCUGUCAGUAA
This is a messenger RNA of Saccostrea echinata, 381 nucleotides long. RefSeq names its product endochitinase-like. Lineage: Eukaryota; Metazoa; Mollusca; Bivalvia; Ostreida; Ostreidae. The coding region runs from base 1 to 381 and encodes 126 amino acids. Gene Ontology annotation, molecular function: chitin binding. The transcript has 2 exons. Gene Ontology annotation, cellular component: extracellular region. The record is from RefSeq and is a predicted model, not a curated record.